UCCGUGGAUCCAGCGAGCGCAACCGGUGGUCGCCGGUCUGGAGAAGGUAGGAACCGGGGCCAGCCAUGGACAAGCUAAAGAAGGUGCUGAGUGGACAGGACACCGAGGACCGGAGCGGCCUGUCCGAGGUUGUUGAGGCAUCUUCAUUAAGCUGGGGGACCAGAAUAAAGGGCUUCAUUGCGUGUUUUGCUGUAGGAAUUCUCUUCUCCCUGCUGGGUACCCUUCUGCUGUGGGUGCCCAGGAAAGGGCUCCUCCUCUUCGCAGUGUUUUAUACCUUCGGUAACAUCGCAUCAAUUGGGAGUACCAUCUUCCUCAUGGGACCUUUGAAACAACUGAAGCGCAUGUUUGAGCCUACACGUCUCAUUGCAACUAUUCUGGUGCUGGUGUGUUUUGUGCUGACACUGUGUUCUGCCUUUUGGUGGUAUAACAAGGGACUUGCACUCAUCUUCUGCAUUUUGCAGUCUUUAGCCUUGACGUGGUACAGCCUAUCCUUCAUUCCAUUUGCCAGGGAUGCUGUGAAGAAGUGCUUUACCGUGUGUCUUGCAUAGUACACUGCCAAUAUGCAAAGCUUUUGGAAGGCCCUGUGGAUGGAAACUGAUGGACAGUUUUGUAAAGAUCCUUUACACCUCUGUCUUACAGACACGUGCCUUUUAUCUUACAGCAGUGUGAUGCUUGCAAUUUGAACAUUUGAGGGUUGUCUUUGGAAGUAACUCUCUGUUCCCAAACCCAAAUAUCUGUAGCAUAAUAUACAACACAGGCUCUGUAUGUCAUGGAGUUGGAAUCUUCUUCAUGAACCGUUUCCUCCUUGGAUGGUGUCCCAUUGGAGUCUCAUAAAUAAACAUUUUGUGAAAUAGCAGCACAUAAGCCUCGGGAGGUGAGUCCCAGUGACAGCAGGCAACUCCAUUACAGAUUACAACAGUUAAGGAACAGAAGUUUGGAGUCAUCAGGAACUUUCAGACUUGUCCCGUACUAUGGAGACCAUCACUGCUGCGUGGAAAUACUUCUACCUUAGGGUCUGAAAACAGAUGAUUCUUCCUUAUCUAAGCCUGUGCUGUGCCUGGCAGUGGACUGAAGUAAAAAUAAGCACCUUUCA
This is a messenger RNA of Dipodomys ordii (Ord's kangaroo rat), 1093 nucleotides long. It is a transcript of the gene Sft2d2, whose product is annotated as SFT2 domain containing 2. The coding region runs from base 66 to 548 and encodes 160 amino acids. Gene Ontology annotation, cellular component: membrane. The transcript has 8 exons. Gene Ontology annotation, biological process: vesicle-mediated transport. The record is from RefSeq and is a predicted model, not a curated record. NCBI's taxonomy places the organism in Eukaryota, Metazoa, Chordata, Mammalia, Rodentia, Heteromyidae.